AUGAUGUCAACAGGAGAAAGGUCAACAACAUUAAUGUUAGCAACCACAAAAUCAUCAACAACAACAGCAGAACCAGAAUCAACAACAACAAUAACAACAACAACAACAACAACAGAAGAAGCAGAUUUAUCCGGCAAUUCGCCAUGGAGUAUAACAGGCACCGCUCUGGUCUCCUCAUUAACAAGACUGUCAUGCACACGUUUGUUCAUUGAUUCCGAUGACACUUUGUAUGGUGCUGAUAAUGACAGGCACUAUAUUUGGAAGUUAUCAAAAAAUGCCAAAUAUGCAACAAUUGUCGCUGGAGUUUAUGAAUCAACAGGAUCUGAUAGUGUCAAACUACAGUAUCCCGAAGAUGUUUAUGUUGAUCGAUAUGGGAGUAUAUAUGUGCUCGAUAGUAACAAUCAUCGCGUACAAAAAUUCAUUAAUGGAACAAUACAUGGACAAACUAUUGCAGGUUUAGCUGAACCAGGUGGAUGUUCUUUAAACCGGUUAUAUUAUCCUCGAGGUUUAGCUUUUGAUCCAACAGAUACAUUCAUGUAUAUUGCUGAUCGUAGCUGUCAUCGAAUAAUACGUUUUUUGACGAAUUCAACUUUAGGUACUAAUGGAGUUGUUGUAGCUGGAACUGGAAGUCAAGCCGAUACAAACAAAGCAUUGAGUGGACCCUGGGGUAUUUGGUAUUCAUCAUCGAAACAUAAUGAUUUACUUAUCGGAAACUAUGAUGGACAUUCAGUAAUACGUUGGACUCCUGGUGCUACCUCAGGUACGUUUGUAGCCGGUUUGCCUGGUAUUGCGUGUUCUAACUCUACUUGCUUUUCCCGGCCCGCGGAUGUUAAAAAUGAUGCUGAUCUGAAUAUGUAUGUUGUUGACACGGAGAAUCAUCGAGUGCAAAUGUUUUGUAAAAACAGUGAUGUAGGUGUGACUAUUGUUGGAAAUGGUGUUGCCGGUGCUAGUUCAACACAGUUAGAUAGUCCACGUGGUAUGGCAUUCGAUUCGGAAAUGAAUAUGUAUGUUUGUGAUACAGGUAACAAGCGUGUGCAGAAGUUUCUCAAACUUUGA
Molecule: messenger RNA, 1056 nt
Organism: Adineta steineri
Lineage: Eukaryota; Metazoa; Rotifera; Eurotatoria; Adinetida; Adinetidae
Source: the annotation of a GenBank genome assembly